CCAAAAAGACCUAGUUACAAAAGAAACAAAGUGAUGCAGAAAGGCCAGAUCCAGGAGUCCAGACAACCUUUUUUCAAACCCCUUCACAUGACUAGUCAAGAAAACUGUGGGUUCUUCAACCUGAACAAUAUUAAUAAUUCUCAGGUGAAUUCGAAUGCACAGUUUUUUAAUCAGCAAGAAAUAGAACAAGAAAGGAAUGAGUGGCGACAGGAUGAGUUUUCAAGUUUGUCAAGACUGAAACAGACAGCUGAACAGCUUAGAGAAUGGGAAGUUAAGAAUGAUAUUGAGAUAAAGAAAAAGGAACAUCUAAUUCAAGAAGGAAAGCAGACUAUAGAGUCCCUUAGGUCUUUAUCACUUGAUCUUCAGUUGCAAAAUGAAGAGCUUAGUCGGAAACUUCAGGAGGAACUGGAAAACCAGGAAGAAAUUGCAAAAAAAGUUGAAGCAACAAGAGAACUAUGUGCACUGCUAAAAAGCCAUAUUUCCCGUUUGGAUGAAAAAUUGCUUCAAUGUGAAAGAGAAAAAACAGAAUUGUCAAACUUGCAGAAGGACUAUGGCAGUAAAUUUGAGGAACUGUCUUUCAAGUUUCAGCAGUUACAACUUACAUCAUCAGAACAGCAAAAUGCAUUAUCCAACCAAUUGAUAAAAGAAAAAGAGGAAAAAGCUAAAUGUUUAGAAGAGGAGAGACAAAAACUAGUCCAGUCUAAAACUGAGAUGCUGGAAGUAGAGAAACAGUUGGAAAUCAAGCUUGAUGAAUUGGAUAGCCUCUCUGCUGCACUUAAAGAAAACCAAAAAGAAGCUGAAGUUCUACAGCAGACAGUUGAAAACCUUCAGAGUAAAUUGCAAGUAUGCCAGGGUAAUUCAAAGGACCUAGAAGAACGGAUAAAAGCUCUGAGUGAAAAAUUGUUGUGCAUUGAGGAUGAAAAAGAAAAACUGAAAACAGAACUUGAAUUAACCAAAAACAAAUUAGCAGAGACAAUUGAAAACAAAGACAAGCUAGCAGUGAAUUUUGAUGAAACGGAAAAGCUUUAUGUAGAGAAACUAGGAAGCCUUAAAGACGACCUUAGUCAAAUGCAGGAUAUAUUGAAACAGGAAAGAGCAAAAUUGAUUGCUUUGCAAGAUAAUAUGUCUAAAUCACAAAAGUUAAUGGAAGACUUACAGAUGACUAAAGAUAUGCUGAUUUUAGAAAGAACUGAUAAUACAGAUAAAAUCAAAGAACUCGAAAGUGAUAAGGUACUGGUAUGA
Messenger RNA from Lingula anatina, 1242 nucleotides. RefSeq lists its product as uncharacterized. Gene Ontology annotation, biological process: meiotic DNA repair synthesis; lateral element assembly; synaptonemal complex assembly. NCBI's taxonomy places the organism in Eukaryota, Metazoa, Brachiopoda, Lingulata, Lingulida, Lingulidae. The record is from RefSeq and is a predicted model, not a curated record. Gene Ontology annotation, cellular component: transverse filament; male germ cell nucleus; central element. Gene Ontology annotation, molecular function: double-stranded DNA binding.